UGGAAAUGUCAGAUGUUGGUGGAAAUUUGAUUUCAUCUCAAGGGAAUGAGUUUGAAAAUAAUGUUGGUGGAUUUGUUGAUUCUGAUCCUUGUAGUCAGGGAUUGACAGAUGUGUUAUUGAAGAGUUUACGGAGUCCUGGCGUCGAUGUAGCUAGAGCCGGUGUGUGCAGUAAAGAUUCGAAGAAAUUGGUAGGCGGGGAAGAGCUAGGAGUUGGAUUUAUUGAAGUAUUUAUCAUAGUACCAAUCAAGCGCGACGAGCCUUUAAUACGACCAUAUGGAAGUUAUCAGUUCAUUGGGGAUGUGGUAGCACAAAGUAUUGCAUGGCCAUCUAGUUUUGUUGAACCAGUUUGAAGAUUUGUCCGGCACCCACGUUUGUGAUGAAGUUGAGCUUCGUAUAUAGGUGUUAUUGCAUUUGUGGGAAGUAUUUAGAUUAUGGUAUACUUAGUAA
Messenger RNA from Linum tenue, 447 nucleotides. The record is from the annotation of a GenBank genome assembly. NCBI's taxonomy places the organism in Eukaryota, Viridiplantae, Streptophyta, Magnoliopsida, Malpighiales, Linaceae.